UCUUCGUAGGAUUUUCAGACGUCAGACGUCCUGAAAACAGUCCAAUUUAAGUUCGGUGUUCCAUUCUAUAUAAAUAUAAAAUAGAAUGUAAGAAAAUGCCGAUUUGGAAAUUGUCAAUAUUUAAAUUCCGCGGCAAGUGAUUUUACGUUUUCCUCGAAUCGGUUUUCUUUUUUCUGGAAAGUUGAAUUAACUUAACAAAAUGUCUUCUGUGAAAGUGGCUGUUAGAGUGAGACCAUUCAAUAAUCGAGAAAUAUCUAGAGAAUGCAAAUGUAUCAUACAGAUGAGUGGAAAUACCACAGCAAUCACAAAUCCAAAAGCAGAACCAAACACAAAAGAUGCUCAAAAAAGUUUCAAUUUCGACUACUCCUAUUGGUCCCACGACGAAACCGAUGCAGCUUUUUCUUCUCAACUCAUCGUUUACAAAGACAUAGGAGAAGAAAUGCUUCAACAUUCCUUUGACGGAUACAACGUAUGUAUAUUCGCUUACGGUCAAACGGGUGCCGGUAAAUCCUAUACCAUGAUGGGUAAACAAGAAGACGGACAAGAAGGGAUCAUACCACAAAUAUGCAAAGACUUAUUUACCAGGAUACGUAAUAACAAUUCUCCAGAUGUUAAAUAUUCAGUAGAAGUUAGUUACAUGGAAAUUUACUGUGAAAGAGUGAGAGAUUUACUCAACCCUAAAAAUAAGGGUAAUUUAAGAGUGAGAGAACAUCCGUUGCUGGGGCCGUAUGUGGAAGACCUUAGCAAGUUAGCAGUUAUGAGCUACCAGGAUAUUCACGACCUUAUCGAUGAGGGCAACAAGGCCAGAACUGUGGCCGCCACUAACAUGAACGAAACUAGUUCGAGGUCGCAUGCGGUGUUUACGAUUUUUUUCACGCAGCAAAGACUAGAUGAAACUACGCAACUUACAACUGAAAAAGUAUCAAAAAUAUCACUGGUGGAUUUAGCAGGAUCAGAAAGAGCUGAUUCUACUGGAGCCAAAGGAACGCGAUUAAAAGAAGGAGCAAACAUAAACAAAAGUCUCACAACUUUAGGAAAAGUAAUCUCAGCUUUAGCAGAAAUAGCAACUAAAAAUAAGAAAUCAAAAAAAGCUGACUUUAUACCAUACAGGGACUCUGUUCUAACAUGGUUACUUAGAGAAAAUUUAGGUGGCAAUAGUAAAACCGCUAUGAUAGCUGCUAUAUCUCCUGCUGAUAUCAAUUACGAUGAAACACUCUCAACUUUAAGAUAUGCCGAUAGAGCCAAACAGAUCGUAUGCAAGGCUAUUGUCAAUGAAGAUGCCAACGCUAAACUUAUUAGAGAACUCAAAGAAGAAAUACAGAAACUCCGGGAGCUUUUGAAACAAGAAGGAAUAGAAGUACACGAAGGCCCAGAUGGUAAAGUUAUAUAUGAGAAAAGGGAGCCACCUAGAGUUUGCGACACUAAAAAUAAUAGAGAAAUGGAAAGAGCCCGUUCCCAGUCCACUUCCUUGGCAGAGGAAGCUGUAGAUCAAUUGCAAGCUAGCGAAAAACUUAUAGCUGAAUUGAACGAAACGUGGGAAGAAAAAUUGAAGAAAACAGAAGCGAUUAGAAUACAGCGAGAAGCGGUGUUUGCGGAAAUGGGUGUAGCCGUAAAAGAAGAUGGUGAUACUGUGGGAGUAUUUUCUCCAAAAUGUACUCCCCAUUUAGUUAAUUUGAACGAGGAUCCCUUCAUGUCGGAAUGCUUGAUAUACUACAUCAAGGAGGGCUUGACCAGAAUCGGCUCGGAUCAAGCGAAUAUUCCACAAGAUAUUCAAUUAUGUGGAUUGCACAUCAAACCAGAACACUGCGUUUUCGAGAACAAGGACAAUCGAAUUACUUUGGUACCACUUAAUGGUGCUUUAAUAUACGUCAAUGGAAGAGAGAUAACCGAACCUGAACAACUUAAAACGGCUUCCAGGGUGAUAUUGGGGAAGAAUCACGUGUUCAGAUUCACUCAUCCCGAAGAGGCCAGAGAAUUGCGGGAAAAGAACAUGAUUACAUCAGAACACGUCGAUUGGAACUUCGCGCAAAUCGAACUUCUAGAAAAACAAGGAGUCGAUCUCAAAGCGGAGAUGGAGAAGAAGCUGGUCACUUUGGAAGAACAGUAUCGCAAAGAAAAAGAAACUGCCGAUCAAUUAUUUGAAGAACAAAGAAAGAAUUACGAAGCUAGAAUCGAUGCACUACAAAAACAAGUCGAAGAACAGAGUAUGACUAUGUCGAUGUACAGUUCUUACACCCCUGAAGAUUUCAAUAACGAAGAUGACAUCUUUGUGAACCCUCUGUUUGACGCAGAGUGCAACUGGACGGAAAAGGAAUUCGAAUUGGCAGCCCUAGCUUGGAGGAAAUGGAAACACCAUCAGUUUACUUCGUUGAGGGACGAUUUGUGGGGAAACGCCAUAUUUUUGAAAGAAGCAAACGCCAUAUCGGUCGAACUAAAGAAAAAAGUACAAUUUCAGUUCACUUUGUUAACUGAUACUUUGUAUUCUCCAUUACCUGCCGAUUUGAGACCCGUUAUUGAUUACGAUCAAGACGAAGACGUCGGUAUUCCUAGGACAAUUGUAGCAGUUGAAGUUCAAGAUAUUAAAAACGGUGCCACUCACUAUUGGUCUUUAGAUAAAUUACGUCAAAGAUUGGAAUUAAUGCGUCUUAUCUAUAACGAAGAAAUAGAUAGUCCAGAAGAUCAAGUUUCAUCUGCACCGAAACUGCUGCAGUGUAUCAUACAAUGUCCACCAUCACCGACACGUCUAUCACUAAAUCGAUUAUUACCAUCGAGACAACGUUUAGAAUUGAUGAGAGAAAUGUAUCAUAACGAAGCCGAAAUGUCGCCCACGUCACCGGAUUACAACGUGGAAUCAUUAACCGGCGGGGACCCGUUCUACGACAGAUUCCCUUGGUUUAGAAUGGUCGGUAGAGGAUUCGUAUAUUUAAGCAACUUGUUGUAUCCCAUUACUCUAAUUCAUAAAGUCGCUAUUGUCAGCGAAAAAGGAGAUGUUAGAGGUUAUUUGAAGGUUGCCGUACAAGCAGUCAUGGAUGAAGAUAAUUCUGAUCAAGUCGGAGUAAGGCAGAGUGCCCGAAUCGCUUUCGAAACUACCCCUAAAAAUAUUCUGGAUAGAAAUAUCCGAAAUAUGGAAGACAGGAUCGUGGAAGGACAAAACAACAUAGACCCAAUAAAACUAGACGAAUUAAUCGAAUGCGACGCCGAUUCCGGUAGAGGUGACAGCUCUGUCUCUUCCGAUCUAAAAGAAGAAGAAAUCCCAGAGCAUUUACUUAUAGGUAAAGAAUUUACCUUUAGAGUUACUGUAUUACAAGCUGUGGGAAUAUCACAAGAAUACGCCGACGUCUUCUGUCAGUUUAACUUCCUGCAUCGAUAUGACGAAGCUUUUUCUACUGAACCCGUUAAGAAUACCGGAAAGGGUACACCGCUUGGAUUCUAUCACGUUCAAAAUAUUACUGUUACAACAACUAAAUCGUUUAUAGAAUACAUAAAGAGCCAGCCAAUAGUUUUCGAAGUGUUCGGUCAUUACCAACAACAUCCGUUGCACAAAGAUGCCAAAUUGGAAGGAAACGUUCGUCAACCUCCAAGAAGAAUGCUUCCUCCUUCUAUUCCCAUCUCCCAACCGGUAAGAUCCACGAAAUUCGGCGCGUUACCUUCGCCGUGCACGGCGCACAUUCACGCCAAAGCCGACGUAUUGGUGUGGUUCGAAAUUUGCGAAUUGGCACCUAGCGGAGAAUAUGUUCCCGCCGUUGUGGAACACAGCGACGAUUUUCCUUGUAGGGGACUGUUUUUAUUACACCAAGGUAUCCAACGUCGUAUUCGUAUAACCAUUGUCCACGAUCCAGCUGCGGAAAUAAAAUGGCGAGACGUCCGCGAACUAGUCGUCGGUAGAAUUAGAAACACCCCCGAAUCCGACGAAGACGAAGAUAACGAUAAUUCGGUUUUGUCACUCGGUCUCUUCCCCGGAGAUUAUUUAGAAAUCCCCGGAGACGAUAGGGUUAUGUUUAGGUUCGAAGCGGCUUGGGAUAGUUCUUUGCACAACUCUCCAUUGUUGAAUAGAGUAACGGCGCAAGGGGAGCAAAUAUUUAUGACUAUAUCCGCUUAUUUAGAGUUGGAGAAUUGCGGUCGUCCGGCUAUCAUUACCAAAGAUCUGAGUAUGGUGAUAUACGGAAGAGACGCUCGAACUGGUCCUCGGUCAUUGAAGCAUCUAUUUUCAGGAAGUUAUAGAAAUACGGAAGCUAAUAGAUUAUCAGGCGUUUACGAAUUGCUGCUACGACGCGCUAGCGAAGCAGGUAGUCCAGGUGUACAGAGACGUCAAAGACGUGUACUAGAUACUAGUACAACUUAUGUUCGAGGUGAAGAGAACCUCCACGGUUGGAGACCGAGAGGUGAUUCGUUGAUAUUCGAUCACCAAUGGGAACUUGAAAAAUUAACGCGUUUAGAAGAAGUCGAGAGGGUUAGACAUACUUUAUUGCUUAGAGAACGUUUGGGAUUAGAUAGGACGUUAAAUUAUAACAAAUACCGUCUGGAAUAUACUAAAAAUGAAAAGGAAGCUUGUAAUAUGGUCGCUAAAAAUAAUAACAUAAACGCUUUAGCCAAUAAUGAUACAAUUGUUGAAUACUCUGAUCGCGAAAGAGAACUCCUCAUGAGAUGCAUACGUUUGAUCCAAGGCAGACAUCGAGAUAGCUCAAAUAAUGUUAAAGACAACGAUGUAGCAAGUCCAUCUGAAGAAGUUACAGAAAUGAGCACCAGCAUGAUAUCAAGUAUUAUGUCAAAUAAUUCCAUUGAACUCUGCUCUCCAGAAAGGGUAGUGAUACCCGGAGAAUGCGCACCUUUUCCACCGAUGCCAGUAUCUCCUCCAGGUCCUAGAGACCCGGAAUUAGUUCUGUACGUACCGGAUAUGGAGGAAAUAAGAAUUUCACCGGUGAUAGCUAGGAAAGGUUAUUUGAACGUCUUGGAACACAAAACGCAAGGAUGGAAAAAGAGAUGGGUGUCCGUUCGACGUCCUUACGUCUUUAUAUUCCGAGACGAAAAAGAUCCCGUAGAAAGAGCGUUGAUAAAUUUAGCUACAGCUCAAGUAGAAUAUUCAGAAGAUCAACACAGCUCUGUCCGCUUACCUAAUACAUUUAGCGUCGUCAGCAAGCACAGGGGUUAUCUGUUACAGACGUUGCACGAAAAGGAAGUACACGAUUGGUUGUACGCCAUAAAUCCGCUAUUAGCCGGUCAAAUUCGAUCCAAAUCCGCCAGGUGCAACCCCCAGAACGGCAACAAUGAUCUAACAACGUCUAAAGAAGUUACGGUUAAUUUGAAAUGAGAUUUGAUCACUAUGGAAUCCGUGUUGGUUUAUUAGUAGCUUUAAUAUAUGUAAGUUUGUUUUAUUUAAUUCGACAGGCCAGUCUGACAGGUAUGAGAAAUUUCAAUUGAUGUUUAAACAAAAACUCUGGGAAUUACAAUAGUUUUGAUUCAAUUUUUGGUGAUUUUGAAGAGCAUUUCAACAAAAAGUUUCUAAAACAACAUCUACAAAAAUAAAUUGAUGUAUUCUAAUUAUUAGUACUGAAAUAAAACUAAAAAACAGAAUAGAAGCUAUAAAAAUAAAGUGAAUAACCGAGUUCUUCUUCUUCUUUUGGUUUUCUUCUACUUUUUCAGGCUUGUUUCUCUUGUUUUUGAGUUGGUAAAUCGAAAAUUGGAUUGCUCAUAUUUGUAUGAAGACUGGCCUAUGGAAAUUGUGAUCUGAAGCUAUAAAAAGAGAAAUAAAUGUACCAGAUAUAUCGAUGUUUUCUAAUUAUUCAAUGUAAAACUUAAAAAAAAACGCAGUUAUAUGUAUUACCUGGUUGACUUGUAUUGUAGAUAAAGAUUACAAACGUCGCAGAUAUUCAUAAUUGAGUUUUCGAUAUAUAAUUUCUUUUUUAGAAAUUGAAAAAAUUGCUGAUGUUCUUCUAAGGGGGCUAGAGUUUUGGUAUAACCAUAGACAUAGUAAUACUAGACUAGCAUUCGAUGAAAUUUGAAGUGCUCAUGUUAAUUUCUUUUUGUAUCGUCCUUCUUUUACAGUCUUAUUUCCCUGAUACUUUAUCUUGUUCAAUCAAUCACUACAAAGUAGAACAAAAUAUAAUAACAUUAUUUUGAAAAUUGCUCUGUUUCAAAACAGAAAGUUUUCUUAUUCACUGUUUUAUUCUAAAAGCUCUUUUUCAAAAUUUUCUGCUGUGGCUUUUCUGACAUUUUCUGUUACACGGAUCUUCUAUUCUUCAAUAGAUCAAGGGUUAUCGAAACAAAUUUUUCUUAAAUUUAUUACCCCUACUUGACUCAUUCAAUUUACAAAUUAAUGUAAUAACCUGGAGUGUGCUUUGGCCUCCUCUAAGUUUCACCUCCAAACAUUGAGGUCCCUGAGUUUCAUUACCUUUAAUUUACAUGCCAUUUUCUUUUAGAAUUUUCUAUGCCUUUUCUGGUGUCAUACAUUUUUCAAAUAUUCUCAUUCCUUCUUUGGAAUUCUAUAAUUCAUUCAGUAGAUUAAUAAUUGAGAUGGAUAAGCUAGUUUGCUUCUUCAAGACCAAUUUCUCCGUAUCAUCUUGUGAUGAUUUCAACGUCAAACCUUCUAACCCUCACCUAAGUCUCUAGCUUUCACUGUAAUAAGUUUUCACUACUGAAACCAGUGUUUAUUGUACAAUAGUUUGCAUUUUAGGUCUUUUAUUUUUCCUUCGAAGUUGAUCAGCUCUCAAAAAUGAGUUUCCUCUUAUUCGCCACCUAUAUUAGCCAAUGUACUACCUGAAUCAUACAAUUAACUACUUGAAUUAACCAUUUAGCUUCAUCAGGUCCGUUUGCUUUAUAUCAUUCUGAUGAUUUGAAGUUCAAACCUUGUAACCCUCUAUCGAGUCUCCAGCUUUCACUCCCAUAGGUUAUUACUGGUGAAACUAGUGUUAUUUGCUUCUUCUGUGCUUUAUGUUGGCCUUCAUCUACCAUCUAAAUUAGCCAAUGCACUACUUGAAUUAGCCAGUUUACUACUUGAAUUGAUCAAUUUGCUUCAUAAUUUUAACCUCAAAUCUUGUAAACCUCUCCUGAGUCUCUCCAGCUUUAAUUCCCCAUCAAACUAGUGUUUUUUGCUUUCCAGGUGUUUUAUAUGUGCCCUUAUUUUUCCUUCACAAUAGAUCAGCUCUUGAUAAUAAGUGUACUACUAUCUCUUUGAUCAUUUUCAUUGGUCAGCUUCUUGUUUCUUCUUAUAAUUGUUAAGUCAUCUGGAAAGAUUUGCCUCUCUCCUAUAGCUCUUUCUAACAAUUGGACAUUUUCUGAUCUACAGAACUUUUAUUCUUCACAUUUUCUUCAGUUAAAUAAGACCUUGUCUGACCCGAUGAUCUUGCAUUCAAACCUUGUGGUCUUCUCCUGGGUGUCCAGCUUUUCCUUCUGUAGAUAUCUUCGGUUGAACCAUUGUCUCGGUCUUCUAACUAAUUUUUUUUUUAAUACACUAAUUACUAUGUCAUCUGGGUAAAUAUGUUGAAGAUGGUCAGCAGUAUUAUGAUUCAGAGUGUUGUAAUGUGACCCAUUCAUUACAAUAAUUUAAUACACUGUAUGCAAAAUGGGAAUGAAAAGAUUUUUUUUAAAUUUUUAUCUCAAAUUACCGACAUUAACAUCUCGUACAUUUUCUUAUUGUUUUCCAAUUAUACAAAGUGGUCUAGAAUUAUCUAUAUCAAUUUAACUCAAAAGAAAAAAAAAUAAAGUUACUUUUUUAUAUAAUUUAUAGGCAUCGAAUAUUAAGGGAGAUACAACCUUUUACAGGGGUGAAUCUAGAACUAAUUUUCGAAAAUAUCUGACAAACGGUUUUGUAUAGAAACUGAUUGAAGAAUAUUAGAAUUAUUGGGGUCGUUUUGGGGUGUGAACUACUUAACACACCCUGUUAAGGUAGAAAAAGUAACGGUUAGAAACGAAUGAAAGGAUAGUUUGUAGAAGUGAUAUUACUUGGUAGCAUUACAAUCGUAAGGGUAAAAAGUAAGUUCUCAACUCACCCCUUAAAAGGGUUUUAUAUCCCCUAUUAUUCAGUUUUAUGAAACACUUUUAGAAGUAUACGUAUUUUUGCAAGUACUAGUUUUGAAUUUUUAAUAUACAUAAUUCUAGAAAUAUAAAACGGGUUCCAUGAGUGACUAAUCGAAUAGGAGUCUAGUCAUGUUUUACUUUUAAAUAAUUUAUUAUAUUUUUAUUAUUAUUUGAAUGAUUGAAUUGUGCAUAGUGUUAUGAUAUAUAGUAUAAAUUGAAAAGGAAUUGUGGAAAAAUAGAGAAAUAACUAACAUUGUUGAAAUAUUAUAAUUUUGAGGAAACGGUCUCAGUGUUUAGAAACCAAGUUUUUGGAAAAAGCUUAAUAUAUUACAGUAAAAGUUAGUUUUAAAGUGCCCAUUGUCAUUUUGAGCACUUCGAAAUUGAUCAACAGUAGAAUUUGUAAUUGUACUAAAUUUAUAAAUGUACCAAGUUUCACUUUAAAAAAAAUUAACUUAAGGCCUCAUUGUUUUUAAGGUACGAUAUCCAUUAUUAUAAUAUACUUGUGAGGUGACACAAAUUCCUUUAAUUUACCGGCACUGUAAGUGUAAAUGUACAGGGUGUAUCUAUUUUUUUCUGUGUUGAAAUUAAUUUUUUUUCCUACACGAUACUAAUGUGAUUGAAACAUUUUACAUUCCUCGUGUUUUGUAUAUACGUUUCCAUGUUUUUCUCAGAUCUAGUCAUUUAAAUUUUAUUAUCGAUAAAUUCCUAGUCAAAGUUGUCGAAUUUAGUGAUUAAUGUUAAUUUAUUUUUGUUGUAUGAUGAAAUUUUGAACGUAACAGAUUUCGAACAAAAAAAUUAUUUUAGAAGGGAGCUAUGUCUAUACGAAAAAUAAUCAAUUUUGAUUUUUGUUUUCGUUUAGAUAAUGACCACGAAAAGUAACAGUAGUUUCGGUUUGCACAUUUAAUUUUUUUAUAAGUUCAGCUGAUAUUGUAGAUCCGGUAAAAUAAAAGGGCUUAACUCGUCAAUUGUUUAACAAAAAAGGAACAUUUAUAAAUACUUUAAAAAAAAUAAUAUAAGUAAUAACGGGAAACUACUUGAAAACUGUGGAAAGUAGAAAUUGGGCAUAAUUAAAUUAGAGACGAGUUAAAUCUGGAAAAAAGAAUACGUUGUAGUUGCUUACUAAAUAUUAUAUAUUUAUUUUUGUAGUGAAAUAGUUUUUCUCCCUAAGAACUUCGAUAUGCAUCCACUUACUAUGCUAUGAUUGUAUAAAAAAACAUAUAUAUUACUAUUACGAAAAAAGUAGACCUUCUAGGGAAUGUUCAAAUUAUUUUAUUUCAUUAAUAAAAUUAUUAUUUUCUCCUUCAUACUUACUGUAUCAUUGUAAAAGUAUUAUAUGAAAUAAAAUCAAUGAAAUGA
Messenger RNA from Diorhabda carinulata, 9369 nucleotides. RefSeq names its product kinesin-like protein unc-104 (gene unc-104). The record is from RefSeq and is a predicted model, not a curated record. NCBI's taxonomy places the organism in Eukaryota, Metazoa, Arthropoda, Insecta, Coleoptera, Chrysomelidae. Gene Ontology annotation, biological process: microtubule-based movement. The transcript is spliced from 26 exons. The coding region runs from base 200 to 5308 and encodes 1702 amino acids. Gene Ontology annotation, molecular function: microtubule binding; ATP binding; microtubule motor activity.